ACCAUGCCUUACAACUUCUGCCUGUCCAACGUGAGCUGCCGCAGCAGCUGCUCCUCCCGGCCCUGCGUGCCCCACAGCUGCCAUGGCUGCACCCUGCCCGGGGCCUGCAACAUCCCCGCCAACGUGGGCAACUGCAACUGGUUCUGUGAGGGCUCCUUCAACGGCAGCGAGAAGGAGACCAUGCAGUUCCUGAACGACCGGCUGGCCAGCUACCUGGAGAAGGUGCGCCAGCUGGAGAGGGAGAACGCGGAGCUGGAGGCCCACAUCCAGGAGCGGAACCAGCAGCAGGAGCCCUUGGUGUGCCCCAGCUACCAGUCCUACUUCCGGACCAUCGAGGAGCUCCAGCAGAAGAUCCUGUGCACCAAGUCUGAGAACUCCAAGCUGGUGGUGGAGAUCGACAACGCCAAGCUGGCUGCCGAUGACUUCAGGACCAAGUUUGAGACGGAGCUGUCCCUGCGGCAGCUGGUGGAGUCCGACAUCAACGGCCUGCGCAGGAUCCUGGACGAGCUGACCCUGUGCAAGUCUGACCUGGAGGCCCAGGUGGAGUCCCUGAAGGAGGAGCUGCUCUGCCUCAAGAGGAACCACGAAGAGGAAGUCAACACCCUGCGCUGCCAGCUUGGAGACCGCCUCAACGUGGAGGUGGACGCUGCCCCCACCGUGGACCUGAACCAAGUGCUCAAUGAGACCAGGUGUCAGUACGAGGCCCUGGUGGAGACCAACCGCAGGGAAGUGGAGGAGUGGUUCACCACCCAGACUGAGGAGCUGAACAAGCAGGUGGUGUCCAGCUCAGAGCAGCUUCAGUCCUACCAGGCGGAGAUCAUCGAGCUGAGACGCACRGUCAACGCCCUGGAGAUUGAGCUGCAGGCCCAGCACAACCUGAGGAAUUCUCUAGAAAACACACUGACAGAGAGCGAGGCCCGGUAUAGUUCCCAGCUGUCCCAGGUGCAGGGCAUGAUCACCAACGUGGAGUCCCAGCUGGCUGAGAUCCGGGCUGACCUGGAGCGUCAGAACCAGGAGUACCAGGUGCUGCUGGACGUCCGGGCCCGGCUGGAGUGUGAGAUCAACACGUACCGGAGCCUGCUGGAGAGYGAGGACUGCAAGCUUCCCUGCAACCCCUGCGCCACAACCAACGCAUGCGGCAAGCCCAUUGGGCCGUGUGUUGCCAACCCCUGCACUCCCUGCGCGCCCCCUGCCCCUUGCACACCUUGUGUCCCGCGCUCCCGCUGUGGACCCUGCAACUCCUUCGUGCGCUAG
Molecule: messenger RNA, 1254 nt
Organism: Urocitellus parryii (Arctic ground squirrel)
Lineage: Eukaryota; Metazoa; Chordata; Mammalia; Rodentia; Sciuridae
Product: keratin, type I cuticular Ha1
Biological process (GO): intermediate filament organization; epithelial cell differentiation
Cellular component (GO): cytoskeleton
Molecular function (GO): structural molecule activity
Source: RefSeq, a predicted model, not a curated record